CAUCCAGCCGCCCCGGCGCCGGCCGGCCUCUGUUCGCUGCGGGCCCGCUCUGCGCUCCGGAGGGACGCGGCACCGCACCGCCUUCGGAUCGCGGGGCAGACGCUGCGGCGCUGGGAUCUUCCCGUGCCGCGGUCCGGACACCACCAGCAGCCCCAUACUGGUUCCGCGUGGGAUAAAUGGACCCACGGCCCCCAUCCCGGUGGGAUUUGCCCAUGCACUGAGGAGGAGACUGCGUGCACGGAAGGAGGUGGCUGUGUGACCCCCGGGUGCAGACGGAGGGAAUUUGACCCCACUGCCCCCACUUGGCCAAGGGACAUGAGUCAUGGGGUGGUGUGAGCGUGGUGUGCAGAUGCUGUUGGCGACCAUAGGGGCGUUCGGGGCCUUUGGCUUGAUGACCAUCGCCAUCGGCACUGACUACUGGCUCUAUUCCAAGGCUCGAAUUUGCAACAGCACCAACGGCAGCCAGGAGGAGCCGCCCCAGGACCGUAAGGAGCUCGGCUCCCUCACUCACUCUGGCCUCUGGAGGGUGUGCUGUCUGGAAGGGCUGAGGCGGGGAAUCUGUCAGAAAAUUAACCAUUUUCCCGAAGACACCGACUACGAGCACGAUAGUGCGGAAUACCUCUUGAGAGUGGUCCGUGCUUCGAGCAUCUUCCCGAUCCUGAGUGCCAUCCUGCUGUUGAUGGGGGGAGUGUGCAUCGCCACCAGCCGGUUCUACCGGAGUCGCAGGAACAUCGUCCUGGGCUCCGGCAUCCUCUUCGUAGCUGCUGGCCUGAGUAACAUUAUCGGGGUGAUUGUCUACAUCUCAGCCAACGCGGGAGACCCGAGCACCAAGCGGGACGAGGAUAAAAAGUUUCAUUACUCUUAUGGCUGGUCCUUCUACUUUGGGGGUCUCUCAUUCAUUGUGGCCGAGGCGGUGGGGGUCCUCGCUGUCAACAUCUACAUCGAGCGGAGCAGAGAGGCCCGGUCACGUCGGAGCCGGACCGCCCCGGCUAAACCCAGCGGCUCCUCCGCCCUCCGCCUGCCCUCCUACCGUUUCCCCUACCAGCGCCGCUCCAGGGACGAUACAGCCGCGGCAGACUCUUCCUCCGGCCUCCCACUCGCCUCCGCACCGCCCCCUCCAUCCUCCUCCUCCAUGGCCGUCCCUGCGGCUCCGACCGCCCCCUCCUCCUCCUCCUCUGCCGCCGACCUCUCCCUCUUCGCUCUGUCCCGCGACCCCUCCAAGGGCACCCUGGCCAACCUCCUCAACUGCGAGAGGGAGGCGGGAUUCCUGCAGCUCCACAACUGUUUUGGAGGUGGCACAGACGGGGGUAAGGAGGUCUCGGAUACCAACACCCUGAACCGCAAGACUACGCCUGUCUGAGACGGCGGGGGGGGCAAAGGGGAGGGGGAGAUAGAUCCACCUCGAUCUCUGCGGCUCACUGUGACGGGACGGUUGGAGAGAGAUUCACCUGAGUCUGACCCCGUGAGUGUGUGAUGGGAUGGUGUGGAGGGAGCUUCACUGUGUGUCCGACCCCGGGAGUGUGUGAUGGGACGGUGUGGAGGGAGCUUCACUGUGUGUCUGACCUCGGGAGUGUGUGAUGGGACGGUGUGGAGGGAGAUUCACUCUGUGUCUGACCCCGGGAGUGGGUGAUGGGACAGUGUGGAGGGAGAUUCACUCUGUGUCUGACCCCGGGAGUGUGUGAUGGGACGGUGUGGAGGGAGCUUCACUCUGUGUCUGACCCCGGGAGUGUGUGAUGGGACGGUGUGGAGGGAGAUUCACUCUGUGUCUGACCCCGGGAGUGUGUGAUGGGACGG
Mobula hypostoma (lesser devil ray) is the source of this 1794-nucleotide messenger RNA. RefSeq names its product voltage-dependent calcium channel gamma-8 subunit-like. Gene Ontology annotation, molecular function: channel regulator activity; voltage-gated calcium channel activity. The record is from RefSeq and is a predicted model, not a curated record. The transcript has 5 exons. The coding region runs from base 323 to 1360 and encodes 345 amino acids. Gene Ontology annotation, cellular component: postsynaptic density membrane; AMPA glutamate receptor complex. Gene Ontology annotation, biological process: regulation of AMPA receptor activity; neurotransmitter receptor internalization; postsynaptic neurotransmitter receptor diffusion trapping. Lineage: Eukaryota; Metazoa; Chordata; Chondrichthyes; Myliobatiformes; Myliobatidae.